GUUUGUGGGACACUUCGCUGAAUGGACCACCUAUUGCGACCCAGCAACCUGUCGCGAUCAAAGCGACCAUUUCGAUAUCCAGAUUCCUGGGCUCACCGUACAUCGUUCAGCUUGCGAACCUUCCUCCAACCACCGCGGUACCACUGUUGCGAAAAAUUACUUGUCCUAGGUCCUGAUUGCCACCAUGGCUGACCGAUUCCCAUCGCUGGAGGACUUCGACUCGGGCGCCCAGACCGAAAUUAAGAAUGCAUCGGACGUACCGUCGGCGAGCAAUUUUUUGGAGCGGGAAAAAGCGAUCCUCGGCGAAGAUGCCAACCAGUUUGCGACAGUCGAGGAUGCCGGCUUUGGUGAGGGCGACAACGAUUUGCUAGGAGGCGGUGGUGGUGACGCCCUGGGCGGCAACGCCGCAUUUGAGUCCCAGUUCCCCGACAUUAGUAGCCGCAACGAGAGCGUGGCACCCGGCGGCACCACCAUCACAGGUCCCUCGGUUAGCUACAACUCGGGUUACCGGCCCUAUGCCGAAGAGGAGGAAGAGCCCGAGGUCAUAAAGAACUGGCGCGAGAAGCGGGAUGCCCAGAUUGCGAAGCGGGCAGAGCAGUUUGCCCAACAGCGCGCCGAGACGAUCCGGGAAGCCCAGCAGAACAUUGACGACUUCUACGAGAACUACAACAACAAGAAGGAGAAGAUGAUUGCGCAGACUCGCAAGGAGGCCGAGCAGUUCCUCGCCAGCCGCGAGGACACGACAUCGGGCGGGACCAGCUGGGAGCGUAUCUCCAAGAUCGUCGACGUCAGCGGGAAGGGCGCAAAGGGCGGUGCCGCCGGCUCGGGUAAGGAGCGCUUCCGUGAGCUGCUUAUGAGCCUACGGAAGGACGAGAAUGCUCCCGGAGCUUCAGGGUAUUAGAGGCGCGCGCCGACGGGCACAACGAUAGACUUGGAACAGAUGGCCGGGCCCUUCCCAACCCGGACCAUCAACCCAUCUUUGACAAUGUCAACCGUCAAUUACGCCAAUUCAUGUUCAUGUACUUUUAGAGGGGGCUUUGACCCUUCCACCGCAGGUAUGGGGAUUCUGGUAUUCAGCAGUGAAGGCGUCAGAGAGCAAUGGGAACACCAGGGUUUGCACGGACUCA
This is a messenger RNA of Thermothielavioides terrestris NRRL 8126, 1127 nucleotides long. RefSeq lists its product as uncharacterized. The transcript is spliced from 3 exons. Gene Ontology annotation, cellular component: clathrin coat of trans-Golgi network vesicle; clathrin coat of coated pit; plasma membrane. Lineage: Eukaryota; Fungi; Ascomycota; Sordariomycetes; Sordariales; Chaetomiaceae. The record is from RefSeq and is a predicted model, not a curated record. Gene Ontology annotation, molecular function: clathrin heavy chain binding; structural molecule activity. Gene Ontology annotation, biological process: clathrin-dependent endocytosis; intracellular protein transport; clathrin coat assembly. Bases 185 to 901 code for a protein of 238 amino acids.